AGCAUGACAGAGCUUCACGAAGCUGCAGCCUUGGGGGAUUAUGACCAAGUGGAGGAGAUUUUGAAGAAAGGGCACUGCGAUCCAAACUGCAAAGAUGUCGACUGGAAUGACAAGACCCCUCUGCACUGGGCUGCUGCGAUAGGGCAAUCGGAGAUGGUUAGGCUGCUUGUGCGUCACGGGGCUCGGCUGUGCUUGAGAAGCGACGUGGGUUGGACGGCGGCUCACUUUGCGGCYGAGGCCRGGCGCCUGGCUGUGCUGAGGACCCUUCACGCCCUGCACGCCCCUAUGGAUGCGGCUGAUCUCUUCGGUGAUACCCCCAAGCGGCUUGCAGAAAUCUACGGGCACAAGGACUGCUUCAGGUUCUUAGAAAU
Molecule: messenger RNA, 371 nt
Organism: Nothoprocta perdicaria
Lineage: Eukaryota; Metazoa; Chordata; Aves; Tinamiformes; Tinamidae
Gene: ANKRD66
Product: ankyrin repeat domain 66
Exons: 2
Molecular function (GO): protein binding
Source: RefSeq, a predicted model, not a curated record